AUGGAGAUUAUGAGGAACUCUCAGUCUCGACACAUGUUCCUUGUUCCCAUUGGGUUUUCUUUACUUACACUUCUCCUUUGCCCUUCAACUGCAAGCUCAGGGUCUGACUAUGACUAUGGGGCUCACCCACGCUUUGUUUGCACCCCUAUUCCUGCGGAUGCAGACCCUGCCUGCUUCCCUACAGGGGGUCCAGGUGUAGGGGCAGCAGGGCCCAGCGGACCAGGCCAUCAAAGUGCACCUCCUGCUGGCUGGUGGGGGGCGAGCGAGGAGGCCAAAGCCACCAUCCUCCACCUCAGGGAGAGCCUUGUCCAGCAGAAAGAGACCAUCCUGGACCAGAGAGAGACCAUUAGAGAGCUGACGGCCAAGCUCACCCUGUGCGAGGGCCUCGGACGAGGCGUGACGCCUCACGACGAGUUCCAUGGCACAGCGUCGCACCCCCAUCACGAGGGGGUGGCCGGCCAUCACACGUACACUGACAACGGGCACUAUAGCAACCAGCAGGGUCACCAUGGAAACCUCAUACCAGACUCGCCGCACUUCACCUCUGUCGGGGGGCAACGAGCCGAUGGGGGGCACAGCAUCCACCACCAGGAGAAGGAUAAACAUGUGACACCAGGGGACAUCACAUCCUCCCCAGAGCAGAUGGAGAGGAUGCUGCAGGCGCUGAAGGAGAGGCUGGACAAUCUGCAGAAGAGGAACACAUCCAUCACCUACUCCAGCUCUCUGAAGGAGCUGCUUCAGAGGAAGAUCAGCGCUCUGGAACAGCAGCUGCACCAUCGCAUCGCCUCCCACAGCGGCCCGGACCACCACCACGAAGACAGCAGCCACAGAGACGCCGGAGACCAUCACGAUGGCGAUCACCAUGACGAUGGUCACCCAAAUGACCACAAGGACGACCGCAACGAUGGCGGUCACAGUGACAACGAGAACCAUAGUGACCGUCACGAUGAUGACCAUCACGAUGAUGACCAUCACGAUGCAGACCAUCACGAUGCAGACACGGACCACGCUGACGGCCACCACGACGAUGACGACCACCACAGUAAUGGAGCAGAUAGUCACAGUUACCUUUCACACACAGGAUACAGAGAACCAAGCCCAAGGACUGGCUUCCACUCAAAUAAACUGGAAGCAAUGCUCAGCCAGCUGCACCUCUCAGGCUCCGGCAGGACAAAGUUUCAUAGUCCGGACGCCUUCCAGAUCAGCUUCCCCAUAAGAACCAACUACAUGUACGGCCGGGUGAAGAGGACGCUGAUGCAAGAGAUCUUCGCUUUGACUUUGUGUCUUUGGAUCAAGGCGGGCGUGGGGCCCGGCCUGGGGACGCCCUUUUCUUACUCGGCACCCGGACAGGCCAAUGAACUGGUGCUCAUUGAGUGGGGGAACAACCCCAUGGAACUGCUGAUCGAUGACAAGGCUGUGGCGCUCCCUCUGACUCUCGGGGAUGCAAAGUGGCACCACGUGUGUGUGACCUGGUCCACACGGGACGGACAGUGGGAGGCCUACCAAGACGGAGUGCAGAGGGGGUCCGGGAUAAAUCUUUCCCCCUGGCACCCUAUCAAACCUGGAGGGGUCUUCAUCCUGGGACAGGAGCAGGACACGCUGGGAGGCCGUUUUGAUGCCACUCAGUCAUUUGUGGGCGAGCUGUCAGACGUGCACAUGUGGUCACAUGUCCUGACUGCCAGUGACAUCUACAGCCUGGCCUCCUGCGGCAGCCACCUCAGAGGAGACGUCAUGGCUUGGUCCGAGUCAGAGGUGGAGCUUCUUGGAGGCGUCGCCAAAUACCCCUUUGACCCCUGUCACUGA
Cyclopterus lumpus (lumpfish) is the source of this 1803-nucleotide messenger RNA. RefSeq names its product neuronal pentraxin-1. NCBI's taxonomy places the organism in Eukaryota, Metazoa, Chordata, Actinopteri, Perciformes, Cyclopteridae. Bases 1 to 1803 code for a protein of 600 amino acids. The record is from RefSeq and is a predicted model, not a curated record. The transcript is spliced from 5 exons.